CUGCUCCAGGUACUAACACAGAGCGACGGAGGAGAAAGAGAUAUCAGUUGUGAGUGAGAGAAAAAAAAAUAUAAGAGAUCGAGAUGGCAAUGAGGUGGUGUGUAAUGCUAGUUCUUGCUCUAGCUGUAGUCCACGCUACAGCUAGGAUUGCGCCCAGCGAUGCUGGCCUCGACGACCAAAAGAACUUCGUUUCGUACGGUGGUGUUGGCGGCUAUUCUGGGCUCGGCAGCGAUGGACUCCCCUUUGGCGGAGUGGGUGGAGCUGCUGGCAUCGGUGGUGGGCUCGGCGGUGGGCUCGGAGGUGGACUUGGCGGUGGAACCGGCGGUGGUUUAGGUGGAAUCGGUGGAUUGGGUGGUACUGUUGGUGGAGGUGUCGGCAGUGGGUCUGGUGUCGGCGUUGGUGGUGGGAGCGGCGUUCUUCCAAAUCCUUGAAGUUGUUGUUGUACUGCGUGCAUGGGAUUUGAUCAGUUCAUUACCAAAUUACCUUACCGAUAGUCUACUGUUUGGCAGUUAAGUUGAUUGUAGUUGUGUGAGAUGUUCUGCAUUUUGUUUUUCUUAAUUUUCGGAUCAGCUGGCGAGAGAUGUUUGUAUUUGGAGAUGCUUUGUUUCCAAAUAUCUUAGAAACCAAAAAUAACAAUAUUGAAGAAAAUGUUUCCAUUUCUCUUUAAA
Juglans microcarpa x Juglans regia is the source of this 668-nucleotide messenger RNA. Its product is annotated as glycine-rich protein 23-like. The transcript has a single exon. The coding region runs from base 84 to 431 and encodes 115 amino acids. The record is from RefSeq and is a predicted model, not a curated record. NCBI's taxonomy places the organism in Eukaryota, Viridiplantae, Streptophyta, Magnoliopsida, Fagales, Juglandaceae.